AGACAACACUGGAAUGUCAUAUAUUUUCUUACAAGUGACUUGGAUUUUCUUAGAAUACUGCCUGGUUUUCAAGCAAGCCUCACACGACAUCUACUGUUCACAGCUGUAACAAGGAAUUAACUACUUGUCCUAGAGUACACUGGAUAAAGCUGCUGCUGUGUUGGUUAGUGGUACACGGAUAAGAAUCUCAGAAAGAAAAUAUGCUGGGCACAAUAACUUUAACUGUUGAGCAGACCGAGCCUGCCAAAGUGACAAUGAAUGGAGAACAGGAGGAAAAUAUGGAGGUCGCUCCUAGUGAUUCCGCUUCAAAAGAGAACACAAAGGAAGAUGGCCAAGCCGAGAUAUCCGAAAUUAAUGAUACAACACCAGUGUCUGAAGAAAAAGAGUCUCCAGAAGAAUCAAAUGAAAGCCAAUCCAAUGAAGUGGGGUUCAAAAAAGUGUUUAAAUUCGUUGGAUUUAAAUUCACAGUAAAAAAAGAGAAGACUGAAAAAUCAGAACCUGUACAACUUUUAACUGUGAAAAAAGAUGAAGCUGAAGUCAAUGGCACAACCAGUGAAGAGCAUAUUGAUGCUGAAGCUGAAGGCAAGACACAGCAGGAAACCAAAGAUGAUGUUCAGCAAGCAGAAAGUCCAAAUGGGGCUCCACAGGCUGUAGAAAGUCCAGCUGAAGUACCUGAGGAGGCACAAAAGGAUGAACUAACAGAGGCACAAAAGAAAAUAGAAGAACCAGAAGUGGAAAAAGAUAAAAAGUCUCCAGAGUCUCCAACAAACACAGUUGUCUCUGAAACCUCUUCCCCUUUUAGGAGAUUUUUUACACAAGGAUGGGCAGGACUGAGGAAAAAGACAAGUUUCAGAAAAUCAAAGGAAGAAGACCCUCAAGAAGUAGAGAAACACAUCAAAGGUGAAGAACAAGAAAAGACUGACACACCAGAGGCUGUAAAAGAGGAGGGUGAAUCUGUAACAGAAACUAUUGAAGAAAAGCCAGUACCAGAAGAAUCAAGUAAAUCUGCAAGUGACGAACCAAAGUCCUCUAAUGAGGAAGAGUCUCAGAUCUCUCCACAAGAAACCAAAGCAGAGAAAGCACCAUGUGCCCAACCAGAAGACCAAGAAUCAGAAGAGACUGUGAAAACAGAUGAGGGUAUAGUGCAGGUAACAGAAGAAAAAGAAAGUGUAACUGAAAUUGUUACAUCUGCAUUAAGUGUCUCAAAUGAAGUAAAGGCUGAAACUGAUGGCUUGGAAAUUCAAUCUGAGAAACAAAUAACAGAAGAACUAUGUCCACCAUCUGUUGAAGUAACAAAUGAAUCAGAGUCAGAGGUAGCACCCGAAACAGAAGUACCUGCAAGCCAGCAGUCUGAGUUGCAGUCCAGUACUGAAAGUGCUGACCUGGAAAAAGGCCAAGAAGCAAUUACAACAGAAGCUGAACUGUUAUCCUCUCAAGAGAAAGUUAAAGCUCAAGCCAGUCCUUUAAAAAAGCUUUUCAGCAGUUCCGGGCUAAGGAAGCUUUCAGGAAAGAAAGGAAAAGUAAAGAAAGACCAUGAUGCUAAGGUGGACAUGACAGCAGAAACUGCACCUGCUUCAUCAGAGUCACCAGAGGCUGCAGACGUAGAUGGUGAAGAUAGCUCACCCUCCUCUCCUGAUGAGUCAGCAGAGACUUCACCAACAGAGAAACCAGUAGAGGAAGAACCACAAGCAGCAGAUGUAGAAGGUGAAGGAGCAACAUCUGAUGGCGAAAGAAAAAAAGAUGGGAUUACACCAUGGGCCUCUUUUAAAAAGCUUGUCACACCAAAACGACGCCCAAAGAGAUCAUCUGAAAGUGAUAAGGAGGAGGAGGUUGAAAAAGUAAAAACCUCAACUAUGUCCUCUACGGAUAGUGGGGGUUCCAUUGAAAAUCAGGAAGAAACCAAAGAAACCAGUGAAGAACAAAAGCUUGAAAAAAGCACAGAAGAAAAUAAAAAGAAAGCUGACAGUUCAGUUUCAUGGGAUGCCUUAAUAUGUGUUGGCUCUUCAAAAAAACGAGCCAGAAAAACAUCAGAUUCAGAUGAGGAGGAAAUUCAGAAAUCUCAGGAGGAAUGCAAGAAAAAUGAUGGAGAAACAGUACAAACUAAAGAACCUGAAUCUGAAAGUCCCAUCACAAGUUCACAAGAGCAACAAGUUCAAGAAAGCCCAUCACCAGAUCAGGCUAGUAGCCCUACAGAAGGAGAUGGAGUAUCUACUUGGCAAUCUUUUAAAAGACUAGUUACACCCAGACGAAAAUCAAAAACUAAAGCAGAAGAUAAACCUGAAGAAACUGUUGUAGUAUCCAAUCAAGAACAGUCUACCUCAGAGGGUGAAGGCAGCAAAGAAGAAUCUUGGGUAUCGUUUAAAAAGUUAAUGCCUGGGAGAAGGAAGAAAAGAUCAGAUGCCAAACAGGAGCAGGCUCCCCCCAGUGCUGAUCAACCAGUACAUGAAAGUGCUGAAGAUGACUCUGAUGAACCUGCAGUAGUUCCUUUGGCAGAGUUUGAUGCAGCUGAGCUAGAAAAACUGAAUGCCCAGAAGUCUAUUGUAGUAUCAAGUCCUGCUAAUGUUUCAGGUGAGCAAAAAGAGUCACUUGAGAAAUCCAGUGAUGAACUUGUUCAAGCAGUUACAGUGACUUUAAUAGAGGGAGAAAGGGCAGUCACUAGUCUUGAAGAAAGAUCUCCAUCCUGGAUUAGUGCAAAGGUUACUGAGACUAUUGAGCAUGCAAAAGAAGUGGAAGAAACCAUUGAAAAAAUUAAAACUGAAAUUACUGUUGAAGAAAGUGUGGUGUUUAGCACCGUUUCACAAGUUAUGUCAGAAACACAAAGUACUUUACUUAAUGAAGUUGAAUUAACUUCAGAAGCUUUGACUGCUCUGGAAGAGGCAAUAGAAACAUCAUGCGCAGAAGAGACUACUGAAAUGCUGUCUGCUGUUUCACAAUUAGGUGAAUCGGCUAUGUCUACUGAGCAAGCUACACCGGUGCCAGAAGAUGAUGCAAGUGUGCAAACUCUGCAAGAACAGAAGCAGCUCACUGAUCAUAUAUUACAUGCUGUUGCAGAAAGUGCAAAACUCUCCUUCGAUGUUCUAAACUCAGAAAAUGUUAAUGUCUCACCAAUCAUUGAGGAUAAUUUACAGGAAACAAACAUGGAACAGAGGGCUACUAUUUUGACUAAAGACAUUUUUGCUGAAUUUGUAGAGGAGCAAAAGCUUGCCUCCACUGUAGUGGAAGAACACAUUGAGAAAGUUAUCAUUACUGUUACAGAGAAAGUGAUUGAAUGCAUCCCAACUUUAGUUGAAACUGUUAAGUCUGAGGAAAAAGUUAGUGAGUCUACUGUGGAGCAAACAAAUACCAUUGCUGAAGAUGAAUCUAUGCCAGAGAAGCCCAGUGAAAGUUUCUGUGUUUCUCCUUAUGACCAGGAUACAAAAGCUGCCUCCAUAUUAGCUGAAGACAACACUGACAAACCUGUUUCAUAUGCAGCCCUUGAGAAAUUAGGUGAAGAUUUACAAAAUUCUGUUGUCCGAGUGAUAGAAGAAUCUUUUGACAGUGGUGAGAAAAACAUAGGGAAAUUUGCUUCUAGUUUUGUUUCUCUUUCAGCGAAGGAAACUCCUGUUGAUGUUUCAACUGCAGUUAACUCUGGUGCAGAUGUUGAAAUUUCAUUUGGGGACCAGUUGCAUGCUGAUGAAAAUACCCCCUUGUCACUUAAUAUACAAUCUGUAGAAUGUGUAUCAGUGCCUACUGAAGUAAGUGCCCCACUCUCAUCUGAAAUAGAAGCUCAAGAAAGUUUUAUUAUUUCAUCUGAGCUGCAGGAAAAUGCAGGUCUUGCAUUAGAUGUGAAGCAUGUUGAAGAAUCUGCUCCUAUAUCAGCUGAGCUACAACCUAAAAAUGUUGCUCCCAUGUCACUUGUGUUUGAUGCGCAGAAUGAAGAAGUUGUUGCAGUGGCUACUGAGGUGACAGCUCAAGAAAGUGCCCCUGUGGCAGAUGAAGUAGAAGUUGAAAAAAAAUCUCCUUUGACAGUUGAAAUGCAAGCUGAAGAAAGUUCUCUUGUUGCAACUGAGGUGCAAGCUGAAGAAUGUGCUCCUGUGGCUCUUGAGGUGCAAGCUAAAGAAGAAAGUGUUCUGGUGCUGUCUGAGGAACAAGCUAAAGAAGGUGCAUAUGUGCUAUCUCAGCUGAAAGAUGAAGAAAGUUCUUCUGUCCCAGCUGAGUUAAAAGCUGAAGAAAGUGACACUGUGCAACCUGAGGCACAGACAGAAGAAAGUGCUCCAGUGCCAGCUGAGUUGAAGGGUGAAGAAAGUGAUGCUCUGUCAUCUGAGGUACAGACAAAAGAAGACGCUCCUGUGCUAGCUGAGGUGAAGGCUCAAGAAAGUGAUGCUGUGCCACAUGAGAUGCAAGCUGAAGAAAGUUCCCCUGUGCCACCUGAGGUAAAAGCAAAAGAAGGCACCCCUGUGCCGCCUGAGCUACAGACAGAAGAAAGUGAUCCAGUGUUAGCUGAGUUGGAGGCUGAAGAAAGUGAUGCUAUGCCAUCUGAGGUACAGACAGAAGAAGACGCUCCUGUUCUAGCUGAGGUGAAGGCUCAAGAAAGUGAUGUGGUGUCACAUGAGAUGCAAGCUGAAGAAAGUGCUCCUGUGCCCCCUGAGGUGCAGGUUAAGGAAGCUGAUCCUGUGCUAUCUGCAGUACAGGUUCAAGAUGAUGUCCUUGUGCCAUCUGAGGUACAGGUUGUAGAAGCUGUUCCUUUGCCACAUGAGGUGCAGGUUGAAAAAGCUGCUGCUGUGUCAUCUGAGGUGCAAGCUGAAGAAAAAGCUCCUGUGCCACCUGAGAUAGAGGAUAAAGAAUUUGUUCCUGUGCAACCUGAGGUGCAGAUUGAAGAAGCUGCUCCAGUUCUAUCUGAAAUGAAGAUUGAAGAAGCUGCUCCUGUGCCUUCUGAGGUGCAGGCGGAUGAAGCUGCUCCUGUGCCUUCUGAAGUGCAGGCGGAUGAAGCUGCUCCUGUGCCUUCUGAGGUGCAGGCGGAUGAAGCUGCUCCUGUGCCUUCUGAGGUGCAGGCGGAUGAAGCUGCUCCUGUGCCUUCUGAGGUGCAGGCGGAUGAACCUGCUCCUGCGCCAUCUGAGGUGCAGGCUGAAGAAUCUGCUCUUGUACUCCCUGAGGUUAAGACUGAAGAAACUGCGUGUGUGCCAACUGAAGUUCAGGAUGCAAGGGAUGUUACUGUGACAGCUGAGAUGCAAUCUGAAGAAGAUCUGCUGGCUGAGUUUCAAGCUAAAGAAAGUGUUCCUGUGUUGAAUGAGCCUUUUGCUGAAGGUUUUCCUGUGCCUUCUGAGGUUCAGGCUGAUGCAGUUAUGCUUGUGCCUACUGGGGUGCAGGCUACAGAAGAUGUUAAGGUGACAGAUGAGGUGCAGGCUGAGGAAUGUGCUCCUUUGUUAGCUGAAGAAAAUGUAUCUCUUCUUACUGAAGUCCAGGCUGAACAAGAUGGCCCUGUGUCAGCUGAGGUGACUGCUGAAGAUGUCCCUGUGUCCGCUGAGUUUAAAGCCCAAGAAAGUGAAUCUGUUUCCAAGGAAGAGAAGGAAGAGUGUACUCCCUUGUCAAGUGAAGUGAAGAUUGAAGAAGUUGCCCCUGUUUUGCCUGCGGAACAGACUGAAGAUUUUUCUGUAUCAACCAAACUGCAAGUCGAUGAAAGUACCCCUGUAUGUGCUGAAGGUCAGGCUAAAGAAGCCAUUUCUUUGUCAGAUAAAAUUGAAAUUGAAGAAAGUACUCCUGGAUUAGUUGAAGGACUGGCUAAAGAAGUGAUAGCUGAGGAGCAGGCUAAAGGAGAAGAGUUGGCUAAAGAAAAUGUUCCUGUUUCAGCUGAGGAGCAGGCUAAUGAAGAUGUUUCUAUUUCAAGUGAUGCACAGGCUGAAGGAGAUGUCUCUUUUUUUGCUGCGGUGCAAAGGAAACUCCCGGUAUUAGACCUGGGGCAGAUUGAGGAAGGUGUAGCUACAUCAGCUGAAGAAAAGGCUAAGAAGGAUGUUGUGUCAGAUCAAUUGCAGGUUCAUGAAUGUGUUUCUGAUGUGCAGACAGAGAAGGGUGAACCAGUUGAAGAAUGCAUCUUAGUAAGUGACACAGAGAGAGUCAUUACUGUUAUGGAUGAUCAUUUAGAAAGUACUGGUACUGCGAGCAAACCUGUCAAUGUUAAAAAUUCACAAGCUCCAGAUGAGGAAACAAAAGAGUCGGGAGAAUUUAAAGUUGAACAAGAUGAAGAUAAAGGGGACUCUGGGUCUCUAAAUAAUGCAGUUGAUCAGUUACCACUGUUUCAAGAAGUAAAGGAGGAAAUAAUUACGACUGACAUUCCAGAAUGUAAACUCUCAGAGGCUAGCAAAGCAUCUGAUGCAGUUACAGCUGCCGCAGUGGAAGAAAAGCUUUUGUCAGAGACCGUUAAACCUAUGGAAACAUCAUCAGAUUGCAUACAGCUUACUGAAGAGCCCAACCUUAAUCUACAAUCAAAAGACCAUGCAGAAAAGCCAGAGGAGAGUAAGACUCUAGUGGCCUCUGUUUCUCAAAAGGCUGCGGCUAUUGUAGAUGCUGCAAUUGAAGCAGCAGCAAAUUGUUUUGUGGUGGAUGCAAGCAGCCAAGGUGUAACUACUGAAGAAAAACAUCAAACAGAAGAAACUAUUGUAGAAACCAAUAACACUAAAUGCAGUAGUACCACUACUGUGCGCAUUACAAGUAAGACGACAGUGGAAAAAGUUACAGUAAUAUUUCAUAAUAAUGAAUGCGUCAGCACUGAAAGACAGAAUCAGGAAGAUGAGUUUGUUUCCCAAGUUCAAGAACCUGUACCAGUACACAAUCCCAUAGAUACUCUUAGUAGUUCAGCACAAACCAAAGGAAAUGAAACAGGUGAUGAAAAUAAACCAACAACCCAAGAGUGUGUCUUUAUUCCAUCUACUGAUUUGGUAGACCAAGAAUCAGCAAAAACCACAUCUAAUGUGGAAGAAGAAAACAAGCCCUCACCUAUCAGCAUUCAGGAAGAUAUUCAUAAAACAUCCAUCCAGACAGAUUCUUCUACUACAAUUCCCCAAGAAAAGGCCCAGCCUGUGGAAUCCUGAAGUCAAAUAUUUUCAUGGAGCAAUACUGAAGAGACAAGAAUGUGAAAACUGUAAUGUGAAAAGCUGAUUUUGAAGAAUG
Messenger RNA from Nanorana parkeri, 7143 nucleotides. It is a transcript of the gene AKAP12, whose product is annotated as A-kinase anchoring protein 12. Bases 201 to 7064 code for a protein of 2287 amino acids. Gene Ontology annotation, biological process: signal transduction; regulation of protein kinase C signaling. NCBI's taxonomy places the organism in Eukaryota, Metazoa, Chordata, Amphibia, Anura, Dicroglossidae. The record is from RefSeq and is a predicted model, not a curated record. The transcript has 3 exons. Gene Ontology annotation, molecular function: calmodulin binding; protein kinase A binding. Gene Ontology annotation, cellular component: cytoplasm.